UAGCACAGAAUUGUGAUAAAGAAGUUAAAAAACUUACGGCCACAAAAGAAGAAGUUAGAAUAAGAAAAUAUGCUUCAAUUAAUAAAAAAAAUAAGCGAAGAGCUUUUUAUUUUCUCUCCCUUCUCAUAUGUCGGUAUAUGAUAAUAGAGAAUAUUCCGAUCUAAAUCUCAUGAAUAUCGUGUAUUAUCACUUACACAUACAAUUUUGGAAUAAUGAGGAAACUCAUUAGCAUCCACGUCCAUCAAUCUUCCACGUAGUUGUUUAAUUACCUUGAAAUGUUCUAGCAAAACCAACCACAAACAAAACUAUCAGCUGUCACUAACUUAUUAAAGCAAUAUUUUCAGCAAAUUAAACUGCAUAUAAUUAAACACAAUUUAUAUGUUGUAGAGAGCUACAUAUCUCCUGCAGAAAAGAAUUGUGCUUUAUUACCUAAUAACAACAUAGACAAAUAAUGAAAGGAGCAGUCUUCAAUACCACUCAACUCAUUUUAUCAUUCAGAUUCCUCAUUUGUGAACUGAAUAUAUGCAUCAAUCCAAAUAGCAGUUUGUAAGAAAACAAUCAUGUCAAAAUCAAUUUUUAGUUAGGGAUUCAAUGCAGAAAAAUUCACCUUAAUGAAACAAACAAAUGUCAUCGCAAACAUGUAGAAAUUAAAAAAACAUCGAAAUAGACAACCGAGAAACCACCAUUAUCAUUUUCUUUCUUCUUCGCGACCUUUAUAAAACCCCAAUUAUGUUCCCUUCUACUUAUAACUCCUUUGCUACCUACUAAUUACUAACCUGAUCAUCAUUGUAUAGAUAGCUAGUAGUAUCAUGUCAAUCAUGAACAUAAAAUAUAAUAAACAAUCAUCACAACUCUACUUUCCAUUUCCACAUUCAAGAAAUCGGGUUGCAAUAGGCAUUCAAGAAAAACGAUCAAUUAUUCAACCAAAGGAGGUAUGCCCUAGGUCCAACCAAUUAACCCUUCUAGUUAUAUUUUAUAUACAUGAAAGUAUAUGGCGACCCUUCUCAGUAAAAAACAAAGACGAAAUAUAUUCACUCAUCGAGAGUGGGAAAAUUUACCAUCCAGCAGUCGUAAUUUGGAAAAAAAUAAGAAAAGAAUGAGAAAAGAGUAUAACUCGGCCAGUCAACCGCAAACAAUAACAUAUCGCUGAGAAAGUGAGACCAGUUGCCAGCUUCAGAUCAAGGAGGAAGAGGGAGCAGUCGACAACCCUCGGCUUGGUUCACCUCAUCUUCACAAUGAUCAGAUUAACUUUUUUCGUCAAUAGGCAAAAAUAUGUUACAACUGCUCAAAAUUUUGUCAUCUUAUCGUUGUCUCGUGUAAUUUCUGCCUCCUAUUCUCAUACAAAGAAAAAAAAUCGUACGCAUUACCAUUUCCUUCUCUAUAAAUUAUGAGAAUACAAAUAUUAGAAAUCUCAAAAAAUUUAGCAACUAAUAAGAGGGCUUUGUUUAUUUUUAUGGUGGUUGACAUACUUUUUUGAUUUCUUAUUUUCAAUGUUGGAUUUUAUUUCUAGAGAGACAAUCAAAAUGGGGAAAGGGAUAGAAAAAAUUAAAAGUUUGCAUUAAUAAUUAAUAUGUUUUCAUUUAAUAGAAAUGAAUAAGAAGUUUUUUAAAAAAAUAAAAAUUAUUGCCCCAUCAAGUUUAUAUUCAGACAUUUUGCUAUAAAUUUAUACUUGUUUUAUUUGAUAGGUAUAUACAUAAGAAAGAAGUGAGUGUUUGAUAGCAAAAAAACAUAUAGUCAUAUCAUUGAUUUCUCAAAGUCGAUUGAUUGUCAAACGCUUAUUUUCUCUUAGACCAUCGUUAUAUUUUGUAUUGAAAAAUAUUAAUAUUUAUGUGUGUGCUUGUUUUUUUUUCCUCAUCAAAAUGUAACUUAUUAUUAAGUUUUAGUAAAAAUGAGUAGAAAAUUUACUUAAUCAGAUUUAAUCAGAUCGGGUUAAACAAAUACAAUAUAUGUCACUCUCUGUUUCCAUCUUUAUAGUUCGUUUAAUCAGAAAAAAAUUAUUACUUAGGAGUGUGUUUUUGUUUAAAUGUUUCCUAAAAAAUUAACUUAUUUUAAUUUUAGUAAAAAUGAGUAGAAUUAUUAAAAGAAGAGAGAGACAACUUCAUAAAUAGAUCAAUAAAUAGUUUUUUGUUUGAAAAAAAAAUUGUCCACCUUGGCAACUUGUGCAUUCACCAAGUGCUUAUGUGGCAAGAAGUUAUUUUUGAAUAGCCAUAAUAUUUAGUAUAGAUAGAAGAUAGAUAGAUAUGGGGCUUUUUCCCAACCUUCCCUGCUUCUUCUUCCACUAAGUGAAGGACAAUAUAAAUUGAUUUAAUUUAACCCAAAAAAUAAAAGCAGCUGGCACCCAAUGUCCAUCCUACGGACUGUGAGUCGUAUGAUUAGAAUUCAUCCAAUGGCUGUUGUUGCUUAAACUCUUGAAACCCUAAUGGAAUAUAUGUCGGUUCCAUCUACCUCUACUCUAAAUUGCGACAGAUCGAAAAGCAAAAUCACAACCCCUUUGAAAAACAAAACAAAAAAUGGCUCAAUCCACCAUGGAUCACCUCUGGUACUACAGUGCCGCCUCCAGCACACUGGCGGGCGUUUCAUUUUUUUGCCUCUUGUUUUUCGCCUCUGAUACGGACUUCGCCAUCAAGCACGGGAUAGCAGAUGUGAAGGAGCAUUGCGCUGAAGCAUGGCUAUCGUAUAUCGUAGUUGACUAUGAUGUAUAGAGACAAGAGCAGGACAUUGAUCAAGUUGGGGAUUGAGAUGAGGAUGGCGGCGCCGGUGGAGUCGAGGGCAGCCUUGAAAACGAGCAGCCAGCAGAAGAGGAGGUGGAGGAGCGCGGGUGGUGUUCAGGAGUUGCUUCUCGAUGGUAACCAUGGUUUAAUCCCUAUAGGGAUGGCAAUGGGUCGGGUCGGGGACGAAUAGUGCAUAUCCGUUACCCUACCCAAAGUAGUUCGGGUUUUACCCAUACCCAUACCCACAUGUGAAACGGGUAGAAAAUUAAAACCAUGCCCAUACCCGUUCGGGUUUCGGGUAUCCACGGUUAUCCAUGGAUAAUAAUUUCUUUUCAUAACUCCAACCAAUAUGUUAACAUUCACACGUAUUCUCACAUUACGUAAAAGAAAAAGUCCGACAAUAGUUCACUAGAAUGAAGAAAAUUAACUAAAACAACACAAUUUCA
Molecule: messenger RNA, 3157 nt
Organism: Linum trigynum
Lineage: Eukaryota; Viridiplantae; Streptophyta; Magnoliopsida; Malpighiales; Linaceae
Source: the annotation of a GenBank genome assembly